UCUCCCUCCGCCGCUCUCCCUCCCAAACCCGCAUCCGCCUCCCAUCUUCCCUCGCCCCUCUUCCCCUACGCAGCAGCCGCCGCCGGGCCGUCCAAGAGGGGGAGCGAUGGCUCCCUAUUAAUCUCCAUUUCCCCCUUCCUCCAUCCCCUCUGCCGCUCUCCCCUCCCAAACCCCUCCUCGCACCCGCCCAUCUUCCCCUACGCCGCCGCCGCCGCCGCCGGGCCCUCCAAGAGGCGACCAUGUUGGAGCUGCCCCUGGUGAAGGGGGACCCCUUCCACCAUGUCAUGGAGGCGAUCCUCGACCUGUCCGAUGUGGCCCACGUCGUGUGCACCACAAGGGGCGUGAACCUCCAGGCCGUGGACACCAAACGCGCCGCGAUCGUCUCGCUCCUCUUCCCCGCCGAGGACUUCAAGGGCUACACCUGCGACGAGUACAUCUCCAUUGGGAUCCCAAUCCGCGACUUGGUCAAUGCCAUCCGCUGCGGCGACGACAAAGACACCAUCACCCUCAAGAUCGGCGAAGAAAACUUCAAGAACAUGACCUUAUCAUUGGUGUCGCCCGAGAAGAGAACUGUGGAUUUCGUAUUCUGGAUUGUGGAUGCCCAACUCGCGCGCAUUGAACUCCCAGAUAGGCAGGAUUUGGAGUACCAGGCCUCUGUCAAAAUGCCAUCUGUGGAGUUUAGGCGGAUCUGCAAGUACCUCAGUAACUUCGGAGAAGAAGAUGGUGUCAUCUGGGUGACUGACGAGGACCUCACAUACUUUGCUAAGGGAACAAAUGGGGACGUCUACAUGGAGUACAAGCAGCAAGAAGAAGAUACUACUACCUUUAAAAUAGAUAUGCAAGAACCAAUUACACUGACCUUGGAUCUGAAGUACUUGAACACCUUCGCCAAGGUGUUCACCCUGUCUGGUCAAGUGAAGCUCUUUCUCUCGAAGACACAUCCCCUCGUGGUCGAAUGCGAAAUUGGACAGAAGGGCCGCAUCAGAUGUUUCAUGGUACCGAAGAUGGAAACAGAGUUCCAAGGGGAAGAGGAAGAGAAAGAGGCCCAUCUUCCCCUACGCCGCCGCCGCCGGGCCCUCCAAGAGGCGAGCGCAGCCACCAGGUUGGAGCUGCCCCUGGUGAAGGGGCACCUCUUCCACGAUGUCCUGGAGGCGAGCCUCGACCUGUCCGAUAUGGCCCUCAUCGAGUGCUUCGGAGCGUGCUUGAAGCUCCAGGCCGUGGACACCGGACGCGGCACGUUCGUCUCGCUCCUCUUCCCCGCCAAGGACUUCCCUGGCUACAUCUGCAACGAGCACUUCUCCAUGGGGAUCCCAAUCCGCGACUUGGUCAAGGCCAUCCUCUGCGGCGACAAAGACACCAUCACCCUCAAGGUCGUCGACGAAAACAUUACCUUAUCAUUCGUGUCGCCCGAGAAGAACACUGUGGCUUACGAUUUGCGGAUUAUGGACGGCGAAAUCCCGCACUUGAAAAUCGCAGAUUGGCAGGAUUUGGAAUUGAAGUACCAGACCUCUGUCAAAAUGCCAUCUGUGGAGUUUAGGCGGAUCUGCAAGUACCUCAACAACUUCAGAGAUGAAGAUGCUGUAGGUGGAAUUUCGGUGACCGACAAGGGCCUCAAGUUCUUUGCUAAGGGAAAAAGUCGGCGCGUGAACAUGAAGCAAGAAGAUACUACUACCUCUAAAAUAGAUGUGCAAGAACCAAUUACACUGACCUUUGAUCUGAAGUACUUGAACACCUUCGCCAAGGUGUUCACCCUCUCUGGUCAAGUGAAGCUCUUUCUCUUGAAGACACAUCCCCUCAUGGUCGAAUGCAAAAUUGGACAGAAGGGCCACAUCAGAUGUUUCGUGGCACCAAAGAUGGAACCAGAGUUCCAAUGGGAAGAAGAAGAGGAAGAGACCCAAGAAGAUAUUAAUGCAAACAUCUCUGCUAAUAAGCUUGCAUUGAGGGGAUGUGUCGACUCGAUGUACAAGCAGAGAGAAGAGAACAGAGCAGAGGAAGGUGACCCUGAGCAGGUGAAUGAAAGAAAAACGAAUUGUUUACAAAAUGCAAGGAAAUCAUUUGGCAGGCAUCCAGAUACCAAGCUAGAGACAGGCACUCACUGUGCAAAUGCUCAAAGAGGGAACCACACGGAGCAUAUUCCAACACCAUCAUCCGGGUGAAUGGCUCGUCGCAUGUGCAGUAGCCGAGUAGGUUCAUCAAGUUCUUAUGGUUCACCCUGGACAACAUAGAUAUCUGAAGAAAUGCUGUUAGUAAUUAAUUAUCUGGUAGCUAGAUAAAAACAUGCUUGCUGACUGGGCAAAAACUUUAUUACCUUGUUCUUAAACUGCUCCUCAGACUUGUCUGACCAAUCUUUGGCAGAGUUAACUGAAGUGGAGACAACUGCUAUUUCAACUCCACUUGACAGAGUCCCCUUAUACAGUAAUCAUCACAUUGAUGAAGUCCUCGCACGCUGUCUGAAGCUCUGCCCUUUCAAGAGAAGGCACACCUGCCACACGCCACAAUAAACCCAGCAACUUCAAAUAGUUUCUUCAGAUGAAAUGCAUUUGAGUAAUGUUUAUUCUGUAGAGUAGUCAAAUUUCGUGCUAAUUUGAUGAAAUGUUAGCCAUUUUAUGCUUCAGAUGGUGAGGGGCUGACCUGCCACGAAGGCUUUCCUUAGUGGUCCACUCAGUCCAGUAGACCAUGGCGUGACUGUGUGAUCCUUCUUUCGACGAUUGAAGAGUAGAUACAUGGUGGUACCUGCGAUGACCACAAGGAGAAC
Molecule: messenger RNA, 2755 nt
Organism: Triticum dicoccoides
Lineage: Eukaryota; Viridiplantae; Streptophyta; Magnoliopsida; Poales; Poaceae
Exons: 8
Coding region: 240-2156 (638 amino acids)
Biological process (GO): leading strand elongation; mismatch repair; translesion synthesis
Cellular component (GO): PCNA complex
Molecular function (GO): DNA polymerase processivity factor activity; DNA binding
Source: RefSeq, a predicted model, not a curated record